AGGUUAGCAUUUAUUUGGGUAUUAAAUUUCUGAGAAAUUCAAGACUCCCCAAAAAGGUAUCAUAUUUCAAUAAUGUUUCUUCAAUUCUAUUAAAUUGACCAAAAAUAAUUGACAAAGCGGGGAAAUUAUACUUUUCGAAUUCGUCUCUUCCCGCCUCGCGUAUUCGCGCAGUUGACAGUUGUCAGCCAUGGGUGUCAGUUUAGUGGCUGUCAUGGCUGUGUUGAUAAACAUUGCGUAUUUUUCUUCCCUUUUCUCACUCCUCCUGACCAUCCUGUUCAGUGUUGGGGAGAUUGAGGCCGCCCAGAGCACCACAAAGGACAGGGAUUCCAGUUCCAACAACCACAACACGUACCAUCCGCUGGGGCCGCUCGUGAAGUGCUCCUUCCUGCCCAGCGACUUCAUCGACUGCGAGUCGCCCCAGCUGCGGGGCAACAACACCUACGGAUGCUCCAAAUUCGGUGGCGUGUACUUCGAGGACGUAGAGAAGACGUCCGUGCGAUGCACUGUGCUGCCGGAGAUUGAGUGCUACGGCGAACGGACGUUUAUGCGCGAUGGAGUGCCGUGCGUGAAGUACACAGAUCACUACUUCGUCACCACGCUGAUCUACAGUCUCCUGCUCGGCUUCCUGGGCAUGGACCGUUUCUGCCUGGGCCAGACGGGCACGGCGGUGGGCAAGCUGCUGACGCUGGGCGGCCUGGGCAUCUGGUGGAUUGUGGACAUCAUUCUGCUCGUGACCAACAACCUUCUGCCCGAGGACGGCAGCAACUGGGUGCCUCACGUGUGAAGCACACCCCUUCCGCACCCCCAAAGAACGCCUCUUCACGAGGUAUUUUAUGCUAUAUAUGAAGAUCUUUAUUUUGCAAUUUGUAACUAAAUACAAAUUUGUCUAACUUUUAAGAAAAUACCUCGAUUUGCACUUUGUUUGCUAAAGAUUUGCUAGUCAAAUCACUUAAUCAUUUGCUAUUACACUCUUUGUUAAACAAUUAUUAUCAUGAUUUGCUCAACCAUUUUUUUUAUCUGCUGAAAAUAAAAGGUUAACUUUUCUGUGUAGUGUCACUACAUUCACUUGCGUACAAAGAAACCUCUGAAACACCUAAAAAGACACUACGAAAAUUGUACUUUCAUUAGUAAGUGAUCGAUUAAAAUUUAAAAUGUUGUCUGACAUCACUUGACGAGAAUUGAUGGUCAAUUUGAUGAUUUCUAGAAAAAAAAAAACAGUAAAACUCUUGUAAAUAUUUAGUCACUCUAAGCAUAGAUCGUAUGUACAUAUGUUAUGUAUUAAAAGAAAUUGAGACUGUUCA
Messenger RNA from Phlebotomus argentipes, 1301 nucleotides. It is a transcript of the gene amrt, whose product is annotated as TM2 domain-containing protein CG11103. The transcript has a single exon. Bases 188 to 784 code for a protein of 198 amino acids. Lineage: Eukaryota; Metazoa; Arthropoda; Insecta; Diptera; Psychodidae. The record is from RefSeq and is a predicted model, not a curated record.